AUCGCAAUAAAGCGACUGACAGAUCGACAGAUGAGUGUGUGCUAGAGUGUAAUAAAUGAGCAAACUACAUCGAUACGAUGUAGAAAUAGCAAAAUUGUUGCCGUUUACUCGACACUCCCAGACAAAUAAUAAAAUCUGAGAUAUUGUAUGACAGAAACCGUACCAGGAAACUAGCAAAUAAUGCAGAUAAGAGGUGGAGUAUGAUGAAGAUGUACAAAGAAAUCACGUUAGUAACAUUCCUCAUAGAAGGUUUCAAAAUGGAGUAUAUACAUUUGUUGUUCUAAGAACGUGUGUUUUUGUUUAUACUACAAUUUAAAGAAUGAACUCGGUGUGAUAAUAUAUAAGAAUAUAUGCCCAUUUAUUAUUAACAUCUCUCGCAAGGUGAUUUUCCGAUAUUCUUGGCCACUUCAUUGUGGAUGCUGGAAGUAUGACCUUUGCAUCACAUCAAUGUAAGGUAUUACUACAUUGGAAUGGGGAACUUGUCUGAAGAUAUGAUUAGAAAUUUCUCCCACACCAAGCCUCCAGGGAGAGAGCUUUGCCGAUGACAGCACUCUACACGCAGGCAUCCAGUGUUGAAGCCUUGAGUACUCCUCACAUGUUCAGGGUGCUGCCGCUCCGACUACAUUGUCUCAGAGGAGGGUUGUUCGAUUGAUCAGUGACACUUCUCUAACAGACGUGCCAUGCAGACCCGCCAUCCCAAUUCUGUCGAACUCCGUGCAUCGAAAACUGCCUGUGAUGCAUCCGUGUAUGGUUUGUGAGCGUUGGCGUGGCCUGGCGAAAAGGGCGGCGCUUGACGCUGCUCGAGCCGCAUAAUGGCGUAUUCCUAUUGGCUGCCGCUGCUGGUCGCGGUGGCCAGCGGCCUCUGGGUGGGGGCAGGGGGAGGGGCCAAUGCACAGAUACUCGCUCAGUUCCCCGGCCCCCAGGAGCCCCCAGCCAGGUUCUGGCACAUGCAGCUCGACCCUACUUCUGGCAGAGCCUAUGCGGCAGCUACCAACAGGCUAUUCCAGCUGGACCCCAAUGUCAGGCCGGAGCAUAUCGUUAUUACAGGGCCCAAAAACGACAGCACUCAAUGUCAUGCAGCUGGAUGCGGGGAUUCUGGUAUCCAGUUAUCUCUAACGGAUAAUGUGAACAAGAUCCUACUGAUUGAUCCUGAAUCUCGUACUAUAAUCUCGUGUGGCUCGCUAUACCAGGGGGCAUGCCACAAGUACAAGUUAGGCAACAUCAGUGCUACACCAGAAUUUAUCCCUAAAGGGAUAGCUGCAAAUAACCCCAAUGCUUCCACUUACGCGUAUAUCGGACCUAAGAAGUAUAACCAUCUCAGCAGGUCGAAUAUACUUUAUGUUGGAACUACGUUUACGAACAACGGGGAAUAUAGGCAUGAUGUUCCUGCUAUAGCCAGUCGAGACCUAGACACGCUGGAGAUAGCAGAGUAUUCCUUCAGCAAGCAGUCUCUAGUGAGCAUAGACGUGAAAUACCGCGACCAUUUCAUAGUGCAAUAUGUAUACGGCUUCAACGCGAGUGAUUACGCGUAUUUUGUGAUUGUGCAAAAACAGUCCCACUUACCGGGCCAAGAAGAACAGGGAUACGUUUCGAGACUCUCUCGGACUUGUAUCAACGAUGCUAACUACGAUAGUUAUACGGAAGUGACUUUGCAAUGUGUAGAUAGUGAUACUAAGUACAACUUAGUUCAGGAUGCUAAGAUUACAAUGGCUGGGAAAGAACUAGCAUCAGCAUAUGGUGUUUCGCCUGGCGACUACGUAUUAGUUGGUAUCUUCAGGCCAGCAAGAGGGAUAACCAACGAACCCCAGAAUCAUUCCGCCCUCUGCCUCUACCCUCUAAGAGACGUAGAGUCAAAGUUCAUAGAGAACAUCCACAUGUGUUUCAAUGGCAGUGUGAAAUAUCGUAACAUGGGGUACGUGUCAGGGCCGAUUCUCGACGGCAAGUGCCCGAACAGCGGCUCUGCCGGCAACAUUCCUAACUUCUGUGAAGUCGGCUUGAAGAUCAGCGGUAGCACGCCACUGGUCGCCUCGGCGGUGUUAACGUUUCCAAAUACGUCUUUGACAGCUGUCACCACUGCGUCCACUGGGAGGCACGUGCUGGCAUUCCUCGGUACCCACGAUGGUAAGAUCAAGAAAGUACUGCUUUCUGGACCGGAACCGCCAGAGUAUGAGGAGAUUGUGGUUGAUGAAGGCAACGCCAUAUUGCCAGAUACCACUUUGUCGCCUUCUGGAGAUUAUCUGUAUGUCCUUUCUACGUCAAAGGUAUCGAAAAUAAAUGUUGAACACUGUAGUACAUAUAGCAAUUGUUCUUCUUGCUUGGAAUCGAAAGAUCCGUACUGUGGGUGGUGUUCACUAGAAAAGAGGUGUACAAUACGAAGUGCAUGUCAAAAAGCCUCUCAUAGUGCUCCACGAUGGCUGUCCCUAGGAACAGGCCAGCAAUGUAUAGAUUUCGAGCAGGUGUUUCCAGAACGCAUUCCUAUCAACCAAAUGACAAACGUCAGAUUGACUAUCAGAACGUUGCCAUCUCUUCCCCCAGGCGCUAAGUACAAAUGCGUAUUCGGCAAUGCAGAACCAAUUGACGCAGAAUUGACUGAAAAUGGGUUGAUAUGUCCUACUCCGAGACUGUCGAGCAGGCCCGCUAUUCCUCCAAAGACAGAUCAUAUAUUGGUGUCACUCAGCGUGAGGUCUUCAGAAACAAACAAAGAUUUUGUGUCUAGGAAUUUCGCGUACUAUGAUUGUGGGAGGCACACGACGUGUGGUGAAUGUGUACGAUGUAAAUGGGCUUGCAAUUGGUGCGUCUAUGAAAAUAAAUGCACACACGACGUUUCAACAUGCCAGAGAAGCAUUAUUAGCGGAGAAAACAAUCCAAAUCGGCUACCAAACCACGGCUUCGCAUACUGUCCGCAGUUCAAGCGGAGGAAAAGUGGGAUUUUAUUGCCGAACAACGUUGUCAAAGAGAUAGUAUUCGAGGUUAUAAAUUUACCAAAUCCGUCGUCUGAACAUACUGGAUUCCAGUGCAUUAUAGCUAUAGAAGGUGCUACGAUGCUUGUUCCUGCAAGAGUUGAUGGGGAUAACAUUGUAGUUUGUGAUAAAACAACCUACCGCUACGAAGCGAACGAAGGCGAACAUGAGGCUAGCGUGAAAGUAGUGUGGAACAGAAAUCAUCACGUCGAUUCCAUUAAUGUAACAUUGUACAAAUGCGACAUUUUGGGAUCUCACAGAGAACACGCAGACUGUUCCUUGUGUAUCACCCGAAACUCUAAAUAUAACUGCACUUGGUGCCGGAACUCCUGCCAGUAUGCUGAGACGUGCCAAGAUAUUGCUCACAACGAGUGCCCUAGGCCAAGGAUUGAUAUGAUAAAGCCACUGAAUGGGCCGAUAGAAGGCGGGACACUAGUCACAAUAGAAGGCAGUAAUUUAGGUUUGAAGAAGGAAGACGUCCAGGGAAAAAUAAAAAUAGGAAACAUCACAUGCAGACUGUUGAACUAUGAAGUAUCGGUGAGGAUCCAGUGCAUCACCGGGCCUUCUGGAGUAGAAAUGAAGGCUCCUGUUAGAGUUGGGAACGAGGCUGGUUACACCAAAUCGGCGGUCGAGUUCAGUUAUAUUGAUAUCAGACUCACGGGGUUGUAUCCACCUAUAGGACCUCAGUCUGGAGGAACGCAGUUGGCUAUCACCGGCCACUAUCUGAACAUUGGUUCAGAAAUAACUGCCUACCUGGACGAGUACAUCUGUCAAGUGAAUCAUACUCAAGCUUCUAGUGGUAGGCUUACCUGCAUUACCUCCAGAGCGUCAAAGCCAGUGGCGAUAUCACGGUUAACGUUGAGUAUCGACGGGGCCAACAGAACCUUGGAGGGCAAUCCCUUUACCUACACACCCGACCCUACGAUCAUGGAAAUCAAGCCGUUGAACAGCUUCGUUUCUGGAGGUAGGAUGAUAUCAGUGCACGGGACUAAUCUGGAUAGCAUUCAGAAACCUCAGAUGGAGGUGUAUCCUUUAGGGAAGUUAAAUAUGCCUAUCAACAGGACGAUGUGCACCGUGUUAAGUGGUACUUUGAUGGAAUGCCCUAGCCCUCCAGUAAACAGGCAGUUUCAUAUUUACAGCAGUAGGUCUAGGAGGUCCCUGAGGAAACCUGCUGCUAUAAAGAUGAAAGAACUGAAGUUGCACCUCAGGAUAGGUUUUAUAAUGGACAACGUUCAGUCUGUGAGGGACUUGGAGAAACAUUUUUUGAAUCUCAGAUCGACGUUGCUAUACGUCGAGGAUCCAAAAUUCUUCAAGUUCGUCAAUGAAAUAAAGUCUUACAAAGGCGACACUCUGGUGAUCGAAGGCGAAAAUUUGAAUUCUGCCAGUGACGAAGCUGACGUUGUCGUCACAAUUGGCACAAAACCUUGCAAUGUGACAAGUUUGGCUAUGACGCAGCUGGUGUGUUCGCCUCCAGAGCAACAGCCUGCGGACACGGAUGAAAACGGAGUUAAGACUGAGACUAACCUUCCAUUAGUAGUAGUUAGAGUAGGAAGAAGCUUACGGUUUCCUAUUGGAUAUUUGCAAUACGACAUAUUCAAAUCGUUCUCAUUCCCACCGGAGGCAAUAAUUAUGAUAGCAAUUGGCACGAUUCUAUUUAUAUUAUUUUUCGUCGCUAUUUUGUUCGUAUAUCGAAGAAAAUCGACACAAGCUGAAAGAGAGUAUAAAAGGAUACAAAUACAAAUGGAUACUUUGGAAAGUAAUGUCAGAUCUGAGUGUAAAUUAGCAUUUGCAGAACUGCAAACUGACAUGACCGAUCUCACUGCCGAUCUAGAAAAUUCAGGAAUUCCAACGUUAGAUCAUACUAGUUAUAUCAUGAAAGUAUUUUUUCCUGGCGUCAGUGAUCACCCUAUUCUCAACUCGCCUAAGGUACGCAUGAAUGGACCCAGGACAAACUACGACACAGCAAUGUUGCAGUUUGAACAACUCAUUAACAAUAGAUAUUUUAUAUUAACAUUUAUAGACAUACUGGAAUCUCAGAAAUCUUUUAAUAUUAGGAAUAAGGUUAAUGUAGCGUCGUUGUUGAUGGUCGUGUUGAUGAACAAAAUGGAGUAUGCCACUGAUAUUCUAAAAAGUUUAUUAUUGCGUUUGAUAGAAAAGUCUGUAUAUACAAAACAUCCGCAGUUGAUGCUGAGAAGGACUGAAAGUGUAGUCGAAAAAAUGUUGACUAAUUGGAUGGCCCUAUGCAUGUACCGAUAUCUCAAAGAUUAUGCCGGUUCAUCAUUAUUUCUUCUCUUCAAAGCAAUAAAGCAUCAAAUAGAAAAAGGCCUUGUCGAUGCUAUUACUCACGAUGCUAGAUACUCGCUCUCGGAAGAAAGACUCUUAAGAGAAAAUGUUGAAUAUAGUGUUGUGACACUGCAUAUAGUGCAAGACGAUUUAGACGAGAAAGUCCAGUGCAAAGUUCUCGACUGUGAUACGAUCAGCCAAGUGAAAUCAAAGAUAUUAGAUGCUCUCUUUAAGAAUACGCCGUUCUCUCUAAGGCCUUCUAUCCACGAGGUCGACCUCGAAUGGAGGCACGGCAGGGGUGGUCAUUUGACCUUACAAGACGAAGACCUCACCACAAAAACGAUAAACGGUUGGAAGAAACUGAAUACAUUAGCUCAUUAUGGAGUAAAAGAAAGUGCGGUGAUGUCACUGAUCUCAAGACAAAAUGACAGCUUUAAUAAUUGUAAAACGCUUUGCCAUACGUGUGUUACUGGGAUGUAUCUCAACAAUUCACAAUCACCUAUCAUAACCACAAAUGGAGACAUAGAAGCAGCUAACAAUCCUAGGAUAUAUCACUUAGUGAAGCCUAUUGACGAUCAUCAGUUCCCUAACAAUAAGCUAUCAGAGAGAACUCAUAAAGCGAUACCGGAAAUAUUUCUCACAAGGCUGCUUUCCACAAAGGGCACGAUACAAAAGUUCGUCGAUGAUUUUUUCUUAACCAUCUUGACUGUAAACGAAGCUUUACCCCCGGCAGUAAAAUGGUUGUUUGAUCUUCUGGACGAUGCAGCUAGAAAACAUGGCAUCCAGGACCCUGAGGUUGUCCAUGCGUGGAAAUCGAACAGCCUUCCAUUAAGAUUCUGGGUGAAUUUCAUCAAGAACCCAGAUUUUAUUUUUGACAUCAAUAAAACGAACACUUUGGACUCUUGCCUGUCUGUCAUUGCUCAAACAUUCAUGGACGCGUGCUCUACCACUGAACAUAGGCUGGGCAAGGACUCUCCAUCAAACAAGCUGCUCUUUGCCAAGGAUAUCCCGAGGUAUAGGGAGAUGGUAUCCCAGUUUUACAAUGACGUAGCCAUGUUGCCAUGUAUAACUGAUCAAGAAAUGGGGUCAGCAAUGCAACAACUAUCUGCACAGCAAGCAGAUGAGUUUGACACAGUCGCAGCGUUGAAAGAACUCUAUAUUUACGUCACCAAAUAUAGAGAGCCGAUUUUGGAGGCGUUGACGACUGAUCCAAACUGCAGGAGAUUGCAUUUAGCCCAAAAGAUGGAAAGCGUUGCCUACACAUUGGGUGGUGAUGAGACGUCUAGUUGCUGACCACAAAGGUCACCUGAUCCUUUGCUGCCAAGGCAUUUGGCACCCUGAUCCCAAGCUAAACAUCUACAAACAUGCUUUUCACUGCUUAACUACAGAUUUGAGUCUUACGGGAAUCCAGACCCCCUUAAAUUCUUGACGAAUCAAAAUAUCGAUUUUUAGAUUGCGACUUGAAUUUAUCGGAUAGAUUUUGAACACAUUCCCGCCAGGCUUCCUAAUGCCGUCGAUAUUUAAGGUAUUUUUAUAGGUAGGUUAUGUUUUCUAUUGAUUUAGAUAAAUGAGUUCCUAUUUUUCUUGGUGACACUGAAACAAUGCUUAUGUAUCACUCACAACUAUGAACUGUUUUAUAUACCAAAUAUAUUUUUCACAGAUUGUGCAAGUAAAGCUACAAACGCACUUUUCACAUUCACGUUUUUACUUGGUUCCUAAAUAUUAUUUUUAAGUAUUAGCUAUACUAUUACCGAUUGAAUAAAGUAUGAAAACCAAAACGAAAAUUUGUAGAGAACGGUAAGAUCAGAAAAAAUAGUUCGCUCAUUUUUUUAGAAUGAAAGUUUUUGAUUUUGUCCUAGCGUGUACGAGUUUAAGUUUUUGGUUAUCAAAUUGUCUCGCCUAAUUUAUAAAUUUAGAGGUAAUAGACGCUUAACAAAUAUUCCUAAAGCAGAACAGCGAAAUAUGAAGUGAUGCGAAAGUGCAAAUGUAAAAAGCUGGCUGAAUAGUUGCGAGAUAGAUAAUUGAAAAUAACGUGCUUUAGAUCUUCUUCGGUCUUUCUACUUUCGGGGUUUGCUACCAGAUCAACCCUGUAUUUAACUCCCGAUGCAAAAAUGAGAGGUAUUAUAAGUUUCACAUGUGUAUUUAUGUGUAUGUGGCAUCCUAGCUCCCUAACGGAUUAAUCUACUUUGUGCGUUUUUUUAUUGGAAUUCUUAUAACCAUGAUGACCUGUACCUGCUUUAGCAGUUAUACUUUACAACAGCUAUGUAAAACUAAGUCACAGGUGGGUCAGAAGCUUGAAGACUCGGUGGACCAAAAAAACCUAUAAUCUUGACAAGAAUGUUUAUUAAAUUUACGAAAAAAAGGACAUUACAAAAAACAAUUAUUAAUUUUUUUUUAAAUAUUUUGCUGAUUUCGUCAUUUAGUUGAAUAUUUGGCGCAGCAGAAAUAACUUUUAAAACUACCCAAAAAGUAGAUAAAUGCAUAAAUGCAGUUACCAUGUUUUUUAGCAUUUUGACGAUGUGUUAAAUGCAUUUAAACGUGCUGCUGCUUCUUUAUGGGUUAUCAAUUAUUACAAAAACAUUUCCGAAAUGUGAGAAUAUCGGCCCUCAAGUGUGUUUUAUCACCCCUCAGGGUGACCACGGACUCAUUUUUGCUCAUUAUUUUUUUAGGGUACUCAUUUAUUUCAUAACUCAUUUGUCGCACUUUUUUGGCGUUUCCACAAAGGCAUACUAAAUCGUCACUAAAUCGAAAAUUAUAUAAAUGUGAGAAUAUUGGUCCUCAAGCUCAAGGUCACCCGUCAAGGUGACCACGGACUCAUUUUUGCUCAUUAUUUUUUUAUGGUACUCGUUUUUACUCAUUUAUUUCAUAACUCAUUUUUCGCAUUUCCACAAGGCAUACUAAAUCGUCACUAAAUCAGAAUUAAACAUCAUUAUGUAUUAAGUAGGCUAAAACACGUGACCCUUGAUGUUGCUCUUCACGAAAUCUUGAAUCGUAAAACAUUGUGAAUCCAAAAAUGAUGUUUUUUUUCGGAGUUGGAUGAAACUCCAUGUCGCAUGCCACAAAAGAAUUUUGAGAAUUGGCGGAGUUAUAGACAAAAGAUGAAAAAAAAACGCUUAAAAUAAUUUUUUGAUGUUUCAGUUCCUAACAUUUCCGACAAUCUUUUUUUAGGGGUUAAAAAUUGGGGGUUAGGGAUUGUAAGGGUGGAGGAUGUUGUGACUCAAUUUUUGGGCGUUAGUAUAUUUACACAUUUCCAACCGCAGUAAUUCUACGCACCUGUUAGAUGGGUCACACAAUAAAAACAUUUUAUUAUUAUAUUUCACAUAUUGUUUUCCCUUAGAACGCUCAUCCAGUGAUACCGCUUUUUCCCACAGUUAUUGGAAUUUUGAACACUCAAUCGACCCUUACUUUUUGUUAAGCUUUAACCAAUCUUAUAAAAUAGUUAUAAAGUUCCGUUUAAUGAUCAUGUUCUUUAGUCGCUCCAUCCACCUUCAGAAACGUCGAUUUUACUCAUUUUGUGCCGUUUUCACUUAUUUUUUGUUCAUUUUUUCUCCUAACUCGUUUUUUUCCGAGCUUGUAAUAAUACUCAACCUAGAGCCUUUACUGUGUCGAAGCCUGGAUGUCUCCCGUCAGCAUCCUCUUGGAGUGACUCCGCUAUUUUUUAGAAAACAACUGUUUGCUGCUUAUUGAUAUUUGUAAAGGGUGUCUCAAUAAGAGCGAUGGAUUUGAUUUUCAAGAAAAUCACGAUUUCUUUUAGAAUCAAGCGAGUAUUUAUAUUUCAACGUGAAGAGGAAUAGUUGCGAUUGAACAUGAAUCAGGAGAUCCGGUAAAUGGUCACCACGGAAUCUCUGGCACAGGGUCGGUAUUUUCUUAAAUUUCUGGAUUACGUUUUCGCACAACUGUGGCUCUAUUUCGUCGAUAACGCGCCGUAUCUCUCCUUUAAGGCGUUCAACUCUUUGUGGCUUGUUCGCAUAUACCUUUUCCUUCACAUGGUCAGAGGAAGAUGUCCAUUCGCAUCAGAUCGCACGAUCUUGGUGGCCAAUUUUGAUCGCCAAAUCGAGAGAUGACACGGUCUGGAAACUUGGUCCGCAGUAAUACAAUUUUUUCACGUGCUGUGUGGCUGGUCGCACCGUCUUUUUGGAAGAACAGCGCCCAAUCAACGAAUUCGCGGCGCUGCGCAUGGUCCGUUUGCUUGAGUGCUUGCGUCAGGUGAACCUUGUACGCAUGCAAGCACAGAUCUUUUGUCAAAAUUCGUUGCAGAGUGGUCUAGUAAGGUUCAAUUCUUGGCCACGAUGCCGAGUGGAAGUGCCUGGAUUCUCGGCCACACUUUCCCCGCACUGCGACUAUUUUUUCAAGGGACCGACGAGGACGGUGACGUCGACAUUCAGCAACGCGAACAGAAUAAUUUGUGAACUGUUUCCGCGUAACUUUCUCCAUUUUUGUACUGAGUUUCCACACUAAUUAAACGUUGCUCAUUUGAAUACGACGUCUAAUCGCUUGGUCUGGACAUGACAGCUGUCAUCAAGUAAACACCAUAUCGUUUGUACAAAAAAAAAUGGCGGCAGAUUCAAAUCCGGCGCUCUUGUUGAGACACCCUUUAGGUUUAAUAUCAAUCUUUUGAUGCAAUGUUCUAUCUCGACAACUGUUCAGCAUAUAUUCUAAGCGCAAGUAUGGUGAUAUAUAAAUAGUGAAAAGCAUGUUGUGUACUAUUGAGCAUAUACUGUGAUAUGGCACAUGAUCAGGUGACUGUGUACUUACCCCCUCCCUUCCCGGCAGCGCCUAGUUUCCUUUACGAGUGCCUCGAUAAGCUGAUGGGUCUUCAAAAGGACAGUACACAUUUUUAAACAGUAAAGGCAUCGUUCAGUAGAUCUAGAUAGACGCUGGAUUUGCUGAACUGCAGUCAAUAAAAUAAACGUAGAGCGCAUCAUAGCGCGGUUCUAUUUGGUCCAGUUAAAAUAGAUUAAGUAGGAAUUUAUAAUUUGUUCUACAUGUAUUAGAAUGUUGUUCUUAUUUUGCAAAAUGUCGGUGAAUGUAACGUAUUGUCUCUCUGCUCUACAUUAUUUUCAAAUAAAACCAUCCAAAAACGAAUUUGGUGUCAUUUCUAUAGACAAGCUUAGCAAAAACAGAACAUUGUGAACAACUUGAGAGAAAAGAAAAAUAAGCGUCGGCGGGAUUCGAACCCGCAUCUCCUCAGUUGGGUUGGCCCCACGGAAUGGAGGAGAUGCGGAAUCAGAUUCAGCCGGCGCCACUUUUUCUUUUUGUAACAUCAUUUUUAUAUCGGUACAGAAAUUACAGAAAUCAACCGAGGAAAAUAGUUAUCGAAUUUUGAAUUUUGUGAAGCAGAGGGAAUGUAGGUGCAGUUUGAUGUAAGAUUUCAAAUUUUUGACAUUCCACAGGAGGAUGUCCCGUGCUUGUUGUCGUCAGUCCAAAAAUAAAGCAACUUCUAUAUACAAACUAGUUAUGGCCUAAAUGUAAAUCUUGUCAUCAGUAGAAUAUUACCAAUAAAUUAGAAGAGUGAUAUGAUACUGUAGAGUUGGAAAAAGUAUGUGUUCCAGUUUUUUGACUGUUUUGCGCUUUAAUAUUUAUUUUUCAAAAAUGAUCCGGUCAAAAGUUGUUGAGUCUAUAUUAACUUGAUCUUUGUUUCGAAAUUUUUGGAAUUCCUAUGCUCUCGCAGCUCAUUCGAUUCGGAAUAACCAGAAAGGAGUAUUUUUCAAAAUUCAUGUCUUUAACGCUCUUUCAAAAACAUUUGUAGGUUCUUUCUACUAAAAAUUAAUAAUUCCAAGUUUUGUCAUUGAAGUCGUAAUACUUGCGAAAUACUACAAAUAAAAAAUAAGUGCAGCCGUCUUUUCUAUCCAAAUGUUAUACUAUUUUCAAAAGAGCAUUAAAUAGGCUAGUUUUUAAUAUCAUUUACCGAUUCAGUCUGGCACAUUUUUUUCACAGUAAUUAGUCAAACUUUAGUAAAGGUUUUCACACUGACACAGAAUGUCAGCAUACCGAGCUUAGUUUUCAAUGAAAUGAAUACUCGGCUGUCUCAACCAACUAUUAAUAGUAGCCCACCAAAAAACUCAUAAGUUAGAAGUUCUUAAUAGCCAUAACAGGCAAAAAGUAGUGAUUUUUUGAAAAAACUUAAAAGUGGCAAUAUCUCGAAAAUGUGAAAACUUUUACCAAGGUCAUGUUGAUUUUAUCUGAUUGAUCUAAAGCCAAUUUACUCCCCGUGUCACUCUGGCGUGUUAUUUCUGGGACACCCUGUAUAGUUAUGGAAUUAAGAAUGUAGAUUUUUGAGAGUAUAGAAAUUCAUAACUUUUCGAAAAAGGAUCACAGUAGGUCUACAUACGUCCACGUUUAGGGUCCUAUAGUUAGAGCGUAUGAAAUAGUGUGAACUGUGCCAGAACUUUCAAACUGAUUUGGAAAUACUUUACUACUGUCUCCGAAUAUUGUUAAUGAAUAUUUAAAUAUAAAAAUCAACGCAUAAGUAACUUAUCGUCUAUUUUUUCUUGUAAAUAUAUUAACAACUGUGCAUAUAGAUUAUUAUAACGAUUUAUGAAAAGUGUUUAUACCUAGGCGUACUAUAUACUUCACUACUAGAUUGUGUUAGGUAUAAUUUUUUAUUGUAAACAAUUUUUACAAAUCUUAUACAUGUAGCAACUCCUUGUUUAAAAUGUGGCUGUUGAAAAUAUUGAUACCGACUCAUCUAUUUUUAUUGUAAUCAAACUAUUUAAAUUUAGAAUAUUUUUAAAGAACGAAGCCACAUUCCAAACGAGUGUUUAUAAAUUUUUAUAUUUAAAAAUAUGGA
This is a messenger RNA of Acanthoscelides obtectus, 12033 nucleotides long. The record is from the annotation of a GenBank genome assembly. Lineage: Eukaryota; Metazoa; Arthropoda; Insecta; Coleoptera; Chrysomelidae.